AUGGCAAAUGUGUCAAUUAAAAGUGAAAAUAACAAGGCAAGUGAGGAAGAAAGUGAACUAAGAAGAGGGCCAUGGACUAUUGAAGAAGAUGCAUUGUUGAUUCAUUAUAUUGGUGGUCAUGGAGAAGGCCAAUGGAACAUAUUGGCCAAACAAGCUGGUCUCAAGAGAACCGGAAAAAGUUGUAGAUUGAGAUGGUUGAAUUACUUAAAACCUGACGUUAAGCGCGGGAAUCUUACCCUUCAAGAACAACUCCUCAUCCUCGAACUCCAUUCCAAGUGGGGUAAUAGGUGGUCAAAAAUUGCACAACAUUUACCGGGAAGAACGGAUAACGAAAUCAAGAACUACUGGAGAACGAGAGUUCAAAAACAGUCACGGCAGCUUAAAGUUGAGGCAGACAGCAGGAGAUUUUCGGACUCGAGUGUGCUAGAAGCCAUGGACCAAUCCUCCAACUCCUCCCUCAAUUUUCCUCCUCCAUCUCUCCACAACACAACCUUACCGAACACGUCGGAAACUGCCAUUCUUCCGUUCGACAACCAUCGUGGCGGAGCUCCUCUUCCGCCGCUAAGUUCAGCCAACCAAUGGCCUGAAAUCUCAGAAUACCCACCAAGUUCUUGUUGUGAAUUUGUGGAAGCUUGGAGCUUUAACAUGGUGGAGCUCCAAAAGCAGAAACAAGAGCCAGCUUGUGCACUGGGAGCUUGGGAAGUUGCAGAUUGUCAUGUCCACAUGGCACCAUCCGAUUGGCUGUUGGAAGAUACCAUGGUUGAAAACUUAUGGAGUUUGGAGGAUCAUCACUUCAUAUAA
Benincasa hispida (wax gourd) is the source of this 801-nucleotide messenger RNA. RefSeq names its product transcription factor MYB62-like. Gene Ontology annotation, cellular component: nucleus. Gene Ontology annotation, biological process: regulation of DNA-templated transcription. The record is from RefSeq and is a predicted model, not a curated record. Lineage: Eukaryota; Viridiplantae; Streptophyta; Magnoliopsida; Cucurbitales; Cucurbitaceae. Gene Ontology annotation, molecular function: sequence-specific DNA binding; DNA-binding transcription factor activity.